Messenger RNA from Stylonychia lemnae, 2112 nucleotides. Lineage: Eukaryota; Ciliophora; Spirotrichea; Sporadotrichida; Oxytrichidae. The record is from the annotation of a GenBank genome assembly.
AUGAUUAGUUACGACACCAAGUUAAGACUCAAAGAUUUAUUCGUAUGCUAUGCUGAAGAGGAACUUUCAAUAGAAAAAUUAAGACAAGUGCUCUCCUCAAUCAAAGAAUUUGAGCCAUAUGCAGCAUUUAAAAGAAUUGACAGAGAUGAUAAUGGCUAUAUAACCUCAAAGAAUGUUUCACAAUAUUUAAGAGAGAACGGCUAUAGAGAAAUAACUAAAGAUGAUGCAAUUUAUAUGGUUAGAUAUUUCGACUAAGACAACGACCAAAGACUCACUUAUCACGACUUUUUGCAAAUACUUCUACCCUGUGAUGAUGCAUUUUUGAGAGCAGCUGCAGCUUAAAGGCCAAAUUAUAAAUUGGGAAGGCAUGAGUAUUUACCAAUGAGAGUAGAAAAAGCUUUGACGAACUUGCUUGUUAAGGAGCUAAAACUACAAAUGAAAGCUGAAAAUCUGAAGAGAAAUCUUGAGUAAUCAUACGACUUCUCCGUCUAAGCUUUGUUUAAGGCUGUUGAUGACUGGAAUUACACUUAUAUUGAUGAGAAGAAUUUAAGGAGGUUCUUAAGAAAUGUGGGUUAUUUAGCAUCAAAAUAAGAACUAGUUGCAGUCAUCAGAAGGGUAGACACGGAUGGAGAUGCCAAAGUCAAUAUUGAAGAGUUUGGUGAAGGAGUCAGAUCAUAAUUUUCACUAAUUAGCCCUUACACUGCAAAAGUAAAGCAGCAAAACCCCAGUUCAUCAUUCGCCCUCUCUAAGUCCGCUUCCAAGAGUGAUAUUAGAAAUCAAUCAUCUGUCAAAAAGAAUAAUAAUAAAUCAUUCAUCAAUACUCCUAAUAAAUUGAUGAGUAAUUAGAAGUAAAAGACACCAAUAAAAAAGAGACCGUCAAGUGCUAACAAGGCUUCUAAUGCAUAAUAGCACAGAUUUAACGUGUUAAAUUAGAUUUAUGGUGGAAACGAAGAAAGCAUGUAGAGAAGAAGUAGCGCAUCAAAAUAUGAAGAUAGCACUCCAUCAAAAUUAAAUAAAUCAGUGACCUUCAAUAAUUAAGUAAGAGUAAGAGAAUUUGCAGAAAGUCAAAAUAAAGCUAACAACAACUUUGCUACUCCAAAUAAAAAUUUAUUCGAAAACUUUGAAAGAGCAAGAGAUAACAAGGACUAUACUCCCAGUCCUUAAAGAAACAUUAAUUAAACCACAAAUAACUAAGGACUGACAAGUGGAUUAAGACAUCUUGAACUUGAUUAAAGUCCCACAAGAUACUAGGCAUCAAAAUAUGAACUUAACAAUGGCAGUCCAUUAAGAAAAGCUUCACCAUCCAAAGAAAACAAUUAUCUGUUAUCGGCAUAGAGUAAUAGCCUAAUUUAAAAUGAUUACUUGAGAGUAUCAUAACUUCAAUCACCUGCUAUGCUAGAAACCAGAGUAUUUGAUUAAGUUGAGAAGGGUGAGGUAGCUAAGAUAUUUAAGGACUCUAUUUUCCUAGAGAGAGAACUUGAAUCUGCCAGAAUAGAAUUAUCACUCAAGCCAGACUUCAACUUGCUUGAUCUAUUUAGAAUCUUAGAUCCAAAUGCUAAGGGAUUCUUCUCAGCCCUUGAUUUGCAAGAAAAUUUGAUGAAAUAUCUUUAGAUUGAUUCAGUUUCACGAGAUGACUGUUUCUUAUUCUUCAGAAGAUAUGAUUUGAAUAAUAAUGGUAGAAUAACUUACGGAGAAUUUAGCUAUGCAGCAACUCCUCUAUCUAAGGAAUAUGCAUAAAUUCUAAAUGGAAGACCAGAUUUCUUCUCAAGGAAAGAGAAUUACAGCUAUCAGGAUUACUUCAACAUAGACACAAGACUAGAAAUUAGAAAUUUGUUUAGAUCAAUAUUCCAUACUGAAAGAGCUAAUGAAUGCUUGAGAGCAAGAAUAGCAAAAAGACCUCAUUUCUCCCUUGAGAGUGCUUUCUAAUAUAUGGAUAGAAAUAGAGACGGAGUUGUUACCUCUUCUGAAAUAAGAGAUAUGCUUGCUGAUCACGGAUUCUUCGCUACUGAGAAGGAAAUGAGCUUUAUAAUGAAUAAAUUUGACAAAGACAAAGAUGCAAAAGUAUCAUUUUCCGAAUUCGUUGAAGAAAUGUCUCCAAAGUUGACGUUGUGA